Monosiga brevicollis MX1 is the source of this 1305-nucleotide messenger RNA. RefSeq lists its product as uncharacterized. The transcript has 9 exons. Gene Ontology annotation, cellular component: mitochondrion. The record is from RefSeq and is a predicted model, not a curated record. The coding region runs from base 30 to 1265 and encodes 411 amino acids. Lineage: Eukaryota; Choanoflagellata; Craspedida; Salpingoecidae. Gene Ontology annotation, molecular function: medium-chain fatty acyl-CoA dehydrogenase activity; flavin adenine dinucleotide binding. Gene Ontology annotation, biological process: medium-chain fatty acid catabolic process; fatty acid beta-oxidation.
CAGCACUUGUAGCACCACUACAUAGCAACAUGUUGGCCUCAAGUCUUCGACGCGGCUUCACGCCGGUGGCGGCCCAGGGCGUGCGCGCUCUGUCCAGCACCCGCAGCGCCAUGAGCGGUUAUGGUUUUGACCUCACCGAGGAACAGGCCGAGUUUCAGCAGCUCGCACGCAAGUUUGCUCGUGAGGAGGUCCUGCCCCAAGCACCUGAACUCGAUCGCACUGGUGAAUACCCCUGGGAGCUGAUCAAGCAAGCCCACGGCCUUGGCCUCCUCAACUUGCACAUUCCCGAGGCCUACGGUGGCAUGGGCCUCCACUCGCUGGACGGUGCCAUCAUCACCGAGGAAAUCUCGUGGGCUUGCUCGGGUGUGCAGACCGCCAUGGAGGCCAACGGUUUGGCCGAAAUGCCCGUCAUCCUCGCCGCCAACGAUGAGCAGAAGAAAAAGUACCUUGGCCGCAUGACUGAGGAACCCCUUGUGGCCAGCUACGGCGUCACCGAGCCCAUUGCUGGAUCCGACGUUGCCGGCAUCAAGACCACCGCCGUCAAGAAGGGCGACGACUACGUCCUCAACGGCAACAAGAUGUGGAUCACCAAUGCAGGCCACGCCAACUGGUUCUUUGUCUUGGCCAAGACCGACCCGAAUGCCAAGGCCAGCAAGGCCUUUACGGGCUUUAUCGUCGAUGGUGACUCGGCCGGUCUGACUCGAGGCCGCAAGGAAAUCAACAUGGGCCAGCGCGCCAGCGAUACUCGUGGUGUCACUUUCGAAGACGUUGUCGUUCCCGCCGCCAACCGUCUCGGUGCCGAGGGCGAUGGCUUCAAGAUUGCCAUGGGCGCUUUCGAUCGCACUCGUCCCCCGGUUGCCGCCGGCGCCGUUGGUCUCGCCCAGCGUGCGCUUGAUGAGGCCACCGCUUAUGCCAAGGACCGCAAGGCCUUUGGUCGCCCCAUUGCUGACAACCAGGCCGUUGCUUUCAUGCUCGCGGAUAUGGCCAUCGGUGUUGAGACGGCACGCCUUAUCACCCGCCGUGCGGCUUGGGAGGUCGACCAGGGUCGCCGCAACACCUAUUAUGCCUCGAUUGCCAAGGCCUUUGCCGCCGAUGUUGCCAACAAGAACGCUACCGAUGCCGUCCAGGUCUUUGGCGGUAACGGCUACAACUCUGAUUACCCUGUUGAGAAGCUCAUGCGUGACGCCAAGAUCUACCAGAUUUACGAGGGUACCGCCCAGAUCCAGCGCGUUAUCAUCUCCCGCGAACUGCUUACCCGCGAGUAAGAAGUUUGCAAACGAUGUUCGGAAUUGAUUUUACUCUCGG